Messenger RNA from Aethina tumida (small hive beetle), 1467 nucleotides. RefSeq lists its product as uncharacterized. Lineage: Eukaryota; Metazoa; Arthropoda; Insecta; Coleoptera; Nitidulidae. The record is from RefSeq and is a predicted model, not a curated record. Bases 66 to 1382 code for a protein of 438 amino acids. The transcript has 7 exons.
UUUCAUUACCACCACUAUCGAUUAAACAAGACUAUCCCAGGUACAAUAUUCCUAUCCUUGCAACCAUGUCCAAAGUAUUUGCAAGAAAAAGCAAACAAUACAUUUCAAAAGUAAAAAAAACAAAGAGUUUUUGUGUUUCGUCUAGAGAAUGGUGGGAAGGAGUAUUCAUUCAGUUGGAAGAACAUAUUAAGGAGCCUGAAAAACUGACCUCUGAAGAACUUGAAUUAUUAGCAUCUCAAAUAAAUUUAGGAGAUGUUUCGGCAAUUUUAUUCUCAAAAAAAGAAAUUAAUGAGAUACAUAUCGAUUCAAAAAUUUUAUGUGAAAAAGUUAAAGAUCGUAAAAUAAAAGAAAGACCAAUUACGAAAAGUGUUGAAAGUUUAGAUGUAAAUGACACUAUUUCUACAAGGGAAUCCAGAAAAGUUGAAAAUUUGAGAUAUGAAAGUCAGGAUCUUCUUUCUUCGGAAACUGAAAGUUCGUGGGAAAUUAAUUCUGACGUGGGUAAAGAUCUUCUACUAAACACAAAGAACUUUUAUCGCCCACCAAGAGCAGAAAUGGAUCUGGUAUCGGAGAACCUUAGCAAAGGAAGCAGAAAAAGUUUCAGGGGUUCGAGGAGAUUUAACAAAGCUGUAGGUGGUUUUGAUUUCGAAGAAUAUGUAGAAGUCAUCGAGGAACAAACAAAACUUCCUGAAGAAAAAUAUUGGAAAAUGUAUGGCAAUUUUAUGAAAAAGGAACCUAGUAAGGCUGCAAUAUGGAGACCGCAUCCUCCCGUGACCUUUGAGGAGAUGUCAUUGGUUCAGAAAGCAAAUGCAGUAACUGAAAAAAUUGCUAAAGAUUUUAUCGAAUGGAUGCAAAAAAUAAAUUCACAGACUGCAAUUGGUAUAACAACAGAUAAUUUGAUAAAAAUGUUUGAAAUUGGUUCUCAAACAUCAGUUGCUUCAGCAAUAGAUAUGAAGAUGCACGAAAUGCCCUCUUUGCCAACACGAGUUGCUAAUUCAAUGAAUGUCUCUCAUCUCUCAAAACAAGCAAUAUUGAGAAAUGAAAUAAGUAAAGAUAUAAGGGCAUCAAAACGUAAACCAAAAAUACUAGUAUUUGGUUCAAGAUUACCACCUGAAGAACAGGUCCUACCACAUUUAAACGACACUGCUGCUAAAUGGCAUCAAAGUAUGGUUGGAAAAGAUGAUAUUAUUCACAUGGAUGCAGUUUUUAAGGGAAUAACUCAUUUAAGAUCUAUUAGGGAAUUUGCAAAAUAUAUGAGAGAAAACAAACCAAAAGUUGCUCGACCACGAUAUCUAGUAAAAAAAGGAUUAUUUAACAAAAAUCAACCAGAUAACUCUUCCGAAUUAAGCGUGAGCUCAAACUUAGGCAACGAAACUAAAGUAUAGUGAAGAAUAAUGAAGUACUAGUGAUAUUUUUAUUAUAUACAUGGCUUUUUGUUAAUAUUAAGUUAAAUAAAAGUACUUUAUAUUA